Boleophthalmus pectinirostris (great blue-spotted mudskipper) is the source of this 8724-nucleotide messenger RNA. Its product is annotated as neural-cadherin-like. Gene Ontology annotation, cellular component: plasma membrane; cell-cell junction. Gene Ontology annotation, molecular function: calcium ion binding. The record is from RefSeq and is a predicted model, not a curated record. Bases 1 to 8724 code for a protein of 2907 amino acids. Gene Ontology annotation, biological process: homophilic cell-cell adhesion. The transcript has 33 exons. NCBI's taxonomy places the organism in Eukaryota, Metazoa, Chordata, Actinopteri, Gobiiformes, Gobiidae.
AUGAUCUGGAGGCUUGUGUUGUGCAGCCUCCUCGCGCCGGCUGCUGGAUACCUGUCCUCGGAGCGGGUGCCUUUCUUUCACGGGCAUGUUUUUGAGAACUCACCGACAGCAUCUAAAGUAAACGGACUUAGCAUUCCGGUGAGACGUCUAAACGCGCAAAAAUGGUGCCCAGUCUCCGGGCUGCAUUUGAAACUGUACGGCAACGGGAGUGAAGAUUUUCGAGUUUUGACACACCACAACAGAGGAAAUGUAUUGCUGAAAACUUGUCGGGUUUUGGAUCGGGAAAGGCGCUCGGAGUACGUACUGGACCUGGCUCUGCGCUGCCAGGGCUGCGGACCGGAGUGUGGCGGUGCUCACGUUGUCGCUUCUGUAAAAGUAGACGUUUUAGACGCGAAUGAUCACGAACCCAUUUUUCGCAGUGCAGACGCGGUGCACAUAACUUUAGAUGACACGACAGCUCUCCGUAGUGUUGUGUACAGGUUUGAGGCUGUCGAUGCAGACAGCGGGAAGAACGCUGAGUUAACCUACACGUCUGUCCCACAAAAUGGCAGUUUCUAUGUAGUCCCCAAAACAGGAGAACUUCUUUUAGUUGAUUCUAUCCUCGGUUUACCCUCAAAAGUUAGAUUCAGUGUUUACGCCAGGGACCACGGCUGGCCCCCACUGUCCAGUAACCCGGUCACGGUCAUCAUAUCUCCACAGCGAUGGCCCUCCGCUGAAUUAACGGGGUCAGUGCGGUCAAGACGCGGACCCAGGGCGUUACUCGACCCGGACACUCUCCUCUCUCUCAACGUGUCCGAAGACGCCAGCAUCGGCUCCGUAAUCACGAGCCUGAGCCCCAGCAGAUUCCAGUCAGCCGCCUACGAGCUGCUUCACCCGGAGCCCCACAAGUCCCCCGUGAGCGUGGGGCGCGACAGUGGAGAUAUCAUCAUUACCAGGCGCCUGGACAGAGAGACUGAGCCUAUGGUGGAGCUCACGGUUAAGAUCCAGGACAAACGAGGCCCGGACUGGUACCUGAACAAGGUGAAGCUGAAAAUCGCUGAUGUCAAUGACAACGCUCCCGAGUGGAGUAUGAGGCCGUACCCGUACCUGGCUGUGGUCUCCCCGGAAGCCCCCGCAGGAACGUUUGUGUACCAGCUCCAGGCGUACGACGGCGACGAGGGGAGGAGCGGAGAGCUGGAAUAUUUUCUGUCUGAUGGCGGUGACGGCUGCUUUGUAGUGGACAAGAUGACGGGCCAGGUGGCGACCACGGGACUGGUGCUUCAGAGGGACAGGGAGUAUGUGUUGAGCGUGGUGGCUCUUGACGGCAUGGGGACCCGCAGUGCCCCCGCUAUGCUCUCGGUGGUGGCAGGGGCCCGGGCGCCGCAGUUCAGCAACACCAGCUAUGUCAUCGCCAUCCCGGAAAACACGCCUGAAGGACAACCGUUCAUGACGGUGGUCGCUGUCUCGUUUCAAAAACAGCCGAUCAGCUACAGCCUCCUGAUCAACCCCAGCAGCCUUUUCAGUAUCCGGCAGGAGACGGGAGAGAUCAGCUUGACCAGGACCCUCGAUUAUGAAAGCGAUCAGAGGAGAUACCUUCUGAUGGUUCGCGCCAGUGAGGAGCCGGGCAGCCUGAGCACGGCGACGGAGGUUCAGGUGUUGAUAACCGACGAGAACGACUGCAUCCCCGAGUUCCUGCAAUCCAUCUACAGCGUGGAUGGUGUCCCCGAAACGGUAACCACGGCAACGUCUCUGCUACAGGUUCUGGCCACGGAUUGCGACUCUGGGUUAAACGCGGAGCUGACCUACUACACGCUCAGCCCCGACUUCAGCAUCUCUCCCCACGGGACGGUCUUUCCCGCGGGGAGACUGGACUACGAGAGGCCCAACCAUCUGUACGAGUUCGUGGUGAUGGCGGUGGACAGCGGAGACGAGCCGCAUUCUGGAACUGCCACCGUCCGAGUGCGGAUGGCCAAUGUCAACGACGAAGCUCCGGAGUUCUCCCAGCCAGUAUAUCGAACUUUUGUUUCCGAAGACGCCGGUCCCAACACGCUGGUUGCCACGGUUCUAGCUAAAGACCCAGAUGGCGAUGCUAUAAUCUACUCCAUAACAGCGGGCAAUGAGGAAGGAAAUUUCAUCAUAGACAGCCAGAAAGGGUUGAUCCGUCUCCGCUCGAGUCCCCUUCCAAAGCUUCAAGGCCUGGAAUACGUUCUGAAUGUGACUGCCACAGAUGACAACGCGUCAGGAGGCCCCCACGCGCUCUCCUCCGCCGCCCGUGUCAUCGUCGGGGUGGAUGAUGUCAACAAUAACAAACCGGUUUUUGAAGAGUGCCAGCAGUAUCGGGAGCAGGCCUCGGUGUUAGAGAACCAGCCAACAGGGACUUUUGUGUUGCAAGUGCAUGCGGUGGAUGCAGAUGAGGGAGCAAAUGGGAAAGUCAAAUACGGCUUAAUGCACAGAGACAGUGCAAUGGCUGCCUUCAGGAUAAACCCCGAAACAGGAGAGAUUGUGACAGCCAGACGUUUUGACAGGGAGCGCCAGAGAGAGUAUUCAAUUACAGUAACAGCUACAGACUGGGCCGAGGAGCCGCUCAUUGGCAUCUGCACGCUCACCAUCCAAAUACUGGACCAGAAUGAUAAUAGCCCCAAGUUCGAGAAUCUGCGCUACGAGUAUUUCUUGAGAGAGGACACGUUGGUGGGGACCAGCUUCUUGCGCGUGGCUGCUCACGACGACGACUUUGGCACCCAUGCGGCCAUCGCUUACUCCAUGUCUCCGGAGCAGCCCGAGUACCUCCAGGUGAAUCCGGUGACGGGGUGGGUGUACGUCAACCAGCCCAUCUCACAGAGGGCCCACAUCACCAGAGAAAUCACGGCCACGGACGGAGGGAACAGGAGCUCGUCGGUGGAGUUGGCCGUGACCAUCACCAACGUAAAGAACCAGCCUCCGCAGUGGGAGCAGGACAGCUACUACGUGACCGUCCCCGAGAACACGGCCCGAGACACCCCCAUAGUGACCAUCAAGGCAACGUCUCAGCUCGGCGACCCCAGGGUGACCUACAACUUGGAGGACGGGAUGGUACCGGAGACGAACAUGCCCGUGCGGUUUUACCUGUCCCCAAACCGUGAAGACGGGUCGGCCUCCAUUUUGGUGUCAGAACCUCUGGACUAUGAGACGACGCCGUUUUUUUCUUUGAGAGUUCGAGCUCAGAACGUGGCAGCCGUCCCUCUCGCUGCUUUUUCCACCGUUUACGUCAACAUCACAGAUGUCAACGAUAAUGUGCCCUUCUUCACCUCCUCCAUCUACGAGGCCUCGGUGACCGAAGGGGCGCAGAUAGGAACGUCGGUGCUGCAGGUGUCCGCCUUCGACAAAGACCUGGGCCUGAACGGAGAGAUCACUUACACUUUACUGAGUGACAGCAGCGGUGACCACAGUCUGUUCCGCAUGGACCCAGCUCUUGGAAUCAUCUACACAGAGGCAGUGUUUGACCGAGAGGCGCGCAGCUCCUACCUGCUCGAGGUGCAGUCUGAGGAUGGACAGGAGUCUGCACGGCCGGGGAAAAACAAACAGCCAAAUUCAGACACGGCGUAUGUGCGGAUUUUCAUCAGCGACGUCAACGACAACAAGCCCGUCUUCGCUCAGAGGCUGUACGAGGUCGGCGUAGACGAGGAUGCAGAUGUGGGCCUCACUGUUGUCACUGUUAGCGCUAAUGAUGAAGAUGAAGGAGCCAAUGCCAAGCUGCGCUACCAGAUAACGUCAGGAAACAAAGGUGGCGUUUUUGACAUCGAGCCAGAAGUGGGCACCAUUUUUAUCGCUCAGGCGUUGGAUUACGAGCAGCAGAAACGCUACAAGCUCCUGGUCCUGGCCUCGGACGGGAAGUGGGAGGACUACGCGGCCGUGGUGGUGACGGUGGUUAAUAAGAACGACGAAGCGCCGGUGUUUUCCAUGAACGAGUAUUACGGAUCAGUCACGGAGGAGCUGGACGGGUCGCCGGUGUUUGUGCUUCAGGUGACGGCCACUGACCCCGACAAAGACGCGGACCAGGGAGCGAUCCGCUACUCCAUUCACGGGCAGGGCGCUGAGUCACAUUUCAUGAUCAAUGACCUGACGGGGGAGAUGUACGCCCAACGCACCAUGGACCGAGAGGAGCGUGCUGUGUGGCGCUUCGUCGUCAUGGCGACCGAUGAAGAAGGCGAGGGUCUUACGGGCUUCACUGAUGUUAUAAUCAAUGUUUGGGACAUCAAUGACAACGCGCCCGCCUUCUCCUGCGCCCCGGAUAACUGCCACAGCAGCGUCCCGGAGAAUUCCCCUCCUGGAACAUUCGUUGUAGAAAUGACCGCUGUGGACCUUGACGACGCGGCGGUCGGGCAAAACGCAAUCUUGACAUAUAGGAUUAUCGAAAACGCUUAUAAUGCAAACAGCGUGCAGCUUUUCGCGAUGGAUUCCAGCACUGGCACUAUAUCGGUUUCGGCAGAGGGUUUAGAUAGAGAAACUGCAGAGAGCCACCAUUUAGUAGUCGAGGCGAGGGACGGCGGGGGUAUGACGGGCACCGCCACCGCUACUGUAAUGGUAACGGACAUCAACGAUCACAUGCCGAAGUUCAGAGAGGACUGGUGCGGCGCUCGCAUACCCGAAAGCGCCAGCGUUGACGCUUCAAUCCUCGAUCUGAGCGCCCUGGACCCCGACGCCGGCACUUACGGGCAGGUCGCGUUCAGCAUAGUGGCCGGAGACCCCGAGCAGAAGUUCUACAUGGUUAGCCACAGAUUGGAGAAGACGGGGACGCUGAGGCUGAGGAAAGGCGUGGACUUCGAGAAGGCGGCGGAUCAGAGGUUCAAUCUGACCAUCAAAGUGGAGGAUACCGACUUUUCGAGCUUCAUUCACUGCGUGGUUCUGGUGGAAGACGAGAACGAUAACAGCCCCGUUUUCGACCCCGUUUCUCACCUGCUCUCGCCGAUACGCGAGGACGUGGCGGUGGGCACGAGCGUCAUCCAGGUCGUGGCCACUGACUCGGAUUCAGGCCUGAACGGAGACAUUUAUUACAGCAUCCUGCCCAGAUCCGACCCGCACGGGCACUUCGCGGUCAACCGAGCCGGAGUGGUUACGGUGACCAGGCCGCUGGACAGGGAGACGGCGGCGGGUUACGAUCUGGUUGUCAUGGCGACGGACAGGGGCACGCCAGGCCUGACCGGCAGCGCCACGGUCCACUUGCAGCUGCUGGACAUGAACGACAACGGGCCGGAGCUGGAGGCAGAGUACGCGCCGGUUUUGUGGGAGAACAGCCCCGCGCCCCAGGUCGUCUGGCUCAACAUCAGCACCAAUCUGCUCCACGUCGCGGAUCGAGAUUCCCCGGAACACGGCCCCCCCUUCUCCAUCUCUCUGCCCUCGCAUUUCUCCGCCGAUUUCCACCUCCAGGACCACGGGAACAGUUCUGCAACGCUAACCGCCCUGCGCAGGUUUGACAGGGAACGGCAGCGGGAGUUUCAUCUGCCUGUCAUUAUGAUUGACAGCGGCCGUCCUCCAAUGACAUCCACAAGCACGCUCACCAUCACUAUCGGAGACCAGAAUGAUAACGCGCAUCAGGCUGGGGAGAAAGAUGUUUAUGUGCACAGUCGCAAAGGGAGGAUGGCGAACGCGGCGCUCGGGAGGGUGUAUGCCCCAGAUCCGGACGACUGGGACAACAAGACGUACACGCUGGAGUCGAGCGCGGCCAAGUACUUCAGUUUGAACCAGAGCAGCGGGGAUCUGACCCUGCGCCAGAACACUCCUGCGGGCAGUUACUGGCUCAGAGUCGGGGUGUCUGAUGGGGUCUGGCCUGACGUGAUGUCUGGGGUCAGAGUUCACAUCAGGGAGCUGGAGGAAAGGGCUGUCCAGUCGUCCGCCUCGCUGCAACUCUCAGGCAUUACCGCCAGAGAUUUUAUCGACUCCCGCGUGGAGGGGAAGAGCAGACUGGAGACGUUCUGGGACUUCCUGUCUGAAACGCUGUCCGUCAAAGCUCCGAGCAUCAACAUUUUCAGUAUAGCCGACAGAGGGGAGAAAAUGGUGGACAUUCAUUUCUAUGUGCUCACUGAUCAGAGCUACGUUCACCCGGAGAAACUGCACGCUGUCCUGGCUGCUCAUAAAAAAAAGCUGCAGUCUCUCCUGAGGGCGGGUGUGAGGCAGGUGCAGGUGGAUGAGUGCGUUCAUGUGGACUGCAGAGCUUCCACUGGCUGCUCCACCGCCCUAACCGUCACUGACACCCCCACCACGCUCGACUCCGGCGCCCUGUCCCUGGUCUCGCUCAAGGUGUCCACCGCAGCUGUCUGUGGGUGCGCUGCCAGGGAGAGGACGCACAGGCCCUGCUCCUCCUACCCCACCAACCCCUGCCUGAACGGGGGAGUCUGCGUCAACACCCAGAAUGGAUACAGGUGCCAGUGCCCCCCGCAGCUCCAGGGCCCCGACUGUCAGCAGACGAGACUUAGUUUCCUUGGCAACGGCUAUGCCUGGUUUCCCCCCAUAAGGCCGUGCUUUGAUAGCCAUCUUUCACUGGAGUUUCUGACGGAAGAGGACGACGGACUGCUGCUCUACUCGGGCCCCGUGGCGACGCUGAUGCCCGGAGACCGUGAGGAUUACAUGGCCAUAGAGCUAAUUGCCGGGUCACCCACCCUGAAAAUCAAUCAUGGCUCUGGAACUCUGGUUCUCCAAUUAACAAAAAACGUGGCAGACAGAAGGUGGCACCGCCUCGACGUCAGGAGCAACAGUAAAGAAGUCCGCUUCACCCUGGAUCGAUGUUCCAGUGCGAUCGUCAUGGAGACCGAAGGCGUGGACUCAUGGGCGAUGACAGAGGACCGCUCGUCGUGCGAAAUCCGAGGGGUGACACCCAACAGAGACAAGUUUCUCAACGGCAGUCAUGUCCUGCAGCUCGGAGGGGUCAACGAGAACAUCACGUACGAAUACCCGCAACUGCAGUACAAGCACUACAGCGGGUGUGUGAGAAACCUGCUCGUGGACAGCCAGCUCUAUGACCUUGGUUCUCCGGCUGAAGCGACCAGCACUUUUCCAACGUGCUCUCUGGACGAUGACCCGUGUGACGACAAGGAGCCGCUUCCUUCGUGUGGCGGCAGGGGGCGCUGUAACGGUGAGAAGAGCUCCUUCAGCUGCCUGUGUGAGGCUGGACUCUCGGGGCCAAAGUGUGACAAAGCAGCUCCAGAGUUUUCUUUUGACGGACGCAGUCACAUCCAGUACCAGUUUCUGUGGUCGGUCCCGGCCCGGCAGACCCACGUGCAGGUGGGGGUCCGGACGCGCUCCCCCUCCGGCGUCAUCCUCAGCCUGCUCUCCCAGGAACAGAACGAAUACCUGCGUCUGGAGGUUAUCCAAGGUCUGCUGGCUGUUUUCUACAACCUCGGCGAUGGAGACUACAACGUGACUCUCCACUCGUUUCGCCUUAAUAACGGCGAGUGGCACGAGGUGGAGCUGGAGCGGGUGGGGCGCGAGUUCAGCCUGCGCGUGGACGGCGGCGGGGGGCAGCGCGAGGUCACGGCCGCUCCAGGACGCAGCCACGAGAUCAUUAUCGACUCCGCGCUGGUGAUGGUCGGCAACUCCUUCCCGUCCGGGCACAACCGCAGCUUCCUGGGCUGUUUGCGAGACCUGAGGUUUAACGGCCGCCUCAUCCCCCUGGACGUGGAGAAGCACACAGAAGGACUCGGGGUGGUGACUUCUCAAGGCGUCUCCCGUGGGUGCUCCUCCGACGCCUGCAAAAAACACCAGUGCUCCUCCCCCCUGGUCUGUGUGGAUCUGUGGAGACAACACGAGUGCAGAUGCCCUCCCGGACACCUGACCAAAGAGAGCCCGGUGGGUAAAGUGUGCGUCUACACUUUGUGCGCCAGCCGUCCUUGUCGCCACGGCACCUGCGUCCCCCACUCGCCCUCGCGCUACUCGUGCCACUGCAGCCAGGGCUACAGGGGGCGCCACUGCGAAGUCGCCCUGGCCCUGUUCCACGACGAAGGAAACAGCCUCAGUCUCAGCUCCAUGUUCGCCAUCAGCAUCUGCGUCAUGGCGUUUCUAGUGCUGAUGCUGGGCCUGUUCCUGUACUCGUGCUGGAGGAGACACAAGGGGCUGAAGGAGGGCGUGUACCAUGUGUCUGCGCACCACGGCGAGUGGGAGGACAUCCGAGAAAAUGUACUUAACUAUGAUGAAGAGGGCGGAGGGGAGCAGGAUCAGAACGCUUUCAACAUGGUGGAGCUUCAGCGUUCCCUCCAGGCCAGCCCGGCUCAGUCUCUCCGCUACAGCUACCCGCAAAGCAUCAUCUCCUACCCCAACUCCAAGCAGUCCCUGGACAACAAAAAAACCUUACCCAACGGAACCGGGAACGCUGCCAUCGCCUUGCGUCUCGCCAUACCGUCCUCGGAGUCAGAGACCUUACCUUCCCCGCUGACUUUCCGACGCUCCCAAAAAACCCUCUCCUUCUCCAGUCAGGAUUUGGCUCGCUACCUGUGCGAAGUGAUCAGGGACAUGGAUCACCCCGGGGAGCUGGGUACCAUGACCACGCCGCGACGCCCCAAAGCCAAAGAGCGGGGUCUGGCUGCCGGGCGCUCCCUCAGCUCCUUAAGCGGCGGUCAGGCGUCGGAGGUGAGGCAGCAGAGCGGACGCGCGGACAGGUUCAAAACGCUCAAAGCCGUGGUGAGCGAUUUGAGAGGGGGGGACUCGAGGACUGCAGAGGGCCAGAGAGAGAGGGCCAAGGAGAGCAGGGGCCAGCUCAACUGUGAGAAGAGCGGAUAA